Mytilus californianus (California mussel) is the source of this 4824-nucleotide messenger RNA. RefSeq names its product BTB/POZ domain-containing protein 8-like. The record is from RefSeq and is a predicted model, not a curated record. Gene Ontology annotation, molecular function: protein binding. Lineage: Eukaryota; Metazoa; Mollusca; Bivalvia; Mytilida; Mytilidae. Bases 549 to 2801 code for a protein of 750 amino acids. The transcript has 12 exons.
UAUUACAUACAGAAUAUAUCUCUUAUACCACACACCUAUUACAUACAGAAUAUAUCUCUUUUACCACACACCUAUUACAUACAGAACAUAUCUCUUAUACCACACACCUAUUACAUACAGAAUAUAUCUCUUAUUCUGCACACCUAUUACAUACAGAAUAUAUCUCUUAUUCUGUACACGUAUUACAUACAGAAUAUAUCUCUUAUACAGGUGCCACAUGUGGAGCAGGAUCUGCUUACCCUUCUGGAGCACCUGAGAUCACCCCCAGUUUUUGGUGGGAUUUGUGUUCCUCAGUCUUUAGUUGUCUAUGUUGUGUUUUGUGUACUGUUGUUUGUCUGUAGGUCUUUUUCUUUUUUAUCCAUGGGAUUGUCAGUUUUUUUUUUACUUAAGAGUUUGAAUGUCCCUUUGGUAUCUUUUGCCUCUUUUAUACCACACACCUAUUACAUACAGGAUAUAUCUCCUAUACCACACACACCUAGUACUUAUAGUUAAUAUCUUUUAUACAUGUAUUUGUAGAUUGCUAGAAAGAAAAAACAGAAUUUCGAAGUAUGGCUCGUCCUAAAGAAAAAAUACUGUCUUCUAAAACAAAAUCAUUUUUAGAACGCUGUCAACAUGAGAAAGACAAUUUGAAACAGAGUGUUAUCAAACAACUGCAAAAAGAUUUAGGAAGUCUAUUACACAAUGAAGAACACUCUGACCUGUUGAUAAGAGCAGAAGGAAAAGAGGUUAAAGUUCAUAAGUUCAUUUUGAAGUCAAGGUGUCCAGCAGUAUUUGACCGAUUUCUAGAACUUUCCAUUGGAGAAGACUUAGAUGUGCUACUCAUGCCAUCAUGGGUUACAUAUAAAACUGUACUGUUUAUUGUCAGGAAAUUAUAUUUUGUUGAAACAGAACCAUUAGAUGAUACUAUUGAUAAACAAGACGAAAUUCUAAUGGACUACCUCAAGUCACUGUUGUUUCAGCACCAAAAUGUAGCAUCUAAUGGUUGUGAAAAGAUAAAUAACCAGCAUCAGAUUACGAUAGAAUCUGAAAAUUGUGAGAAUAAUAUCACAAAUAAUGGAUGUGAAAAUCAUGCAGACAUGGCAGAUUCAGACCUUUGUCAAAAAGAAACCACUUCCAAAGUUAAAGAACAAGGUGCACAAACACUUGGAGAAGCUUCAGAAGAAGACCUGACUAUUCAUAGUUUGAACAAUGUAAACAAUCUAGAAGGUAUCCACAAUGAUAGCAAAAUAGAAAAUGAAUGUGUGAAGUCAGGGGAGUUAAAUGAUACACAAUCAUCAUUUUCUGACAUGAUUAAGUUGUCCUAUGGCUUGACUCUACCUUAUGAAACUUGUAACAGAGUUGGAGAAGAUUUAUUGAGGGGCUAUCUUCAGGAGAUCCACACAGAUUGUCAAGUUAUAGUUUCUGGGGACCAUUUCAAAGUUCAUAAAUGUAUUUUGUCAUCAAGAUCCAGUUACUUUGCAGCAAUGCUUGGAGGGUCAUGGAGAGAAACAGAGUCAGAUAUAAGUCUUGAAGGAGUAUCUCCGAGUGUUGUAGAACAACUACUGUUAUACCUGUAUGGUGGAGUGGUAGACCUGAUGGAGUCAUGUGCUGUAGAGGAGUUUAUUAUGACAGCAGACAUGUAUGGUUUAGAAGGUAUCAAGGCAGUAGUGGUCAGUUAUCUGAAGAGAGAUUACUGUCAUAUGUUUCAUAAGUUGUGUGCAGGUUGUGAAGAACUGUUACCAGAGGCCUUGACUAUAUCUGUGGCAUUUCGUAUGGACCCACUGAAGGAUAGGUGUGUAGACUGGAUCAACAGAAAUAUACUGAAGAUGUGGAGAUCAAAAUCCCUGGCAAAACAACCACAGGAAGUUUUAGAUGUUUGUUAUGAAAAAGCUGUGGAUGAAAUGAACGAAGAGACAGUGUUUGAAAUCCUGCUGAAUUGUCAGAACUUGAACCACAAUGUUCCACGGCUGAGAUGGAGUGAACCUUUAUUGUGCCUCAUUACAAAACUCAAUGAUUCUGCUAUAGAAUUCAUCAGUUUUAAUUUUGUCCAAGUAUUAAAAAGUUCAGCAUUUUAUAAACUGGAUAAGGGACUUGGAUACAAGAUCAGCCUACUUAAAGAUAUAUUUGAGGUUGUGAUAAAAUCUCUGCCAAUCAACAAAGCAUGUGAGGCAUAUCAUUCAUUGUUACUAAACUGUAUACAGAUCAAAGAGGAUGAAGAGGAAGGGGUAUGGAGUCAGGAUUUUUGCAAUUUCAUCACCUUCCUGUUCCAAAAAUGUGAAGAUUUUCUCAAGCUCCAUGUACAUCAAGUUAUCAAUACACCUGGUUGGGAUUUACUGUCUAAAGACACACAGGCAAAAUUACUGGAAGGUGGAAACUUUGUUGUGUUGAAAAAUCCAAGUCCCGAUCCAAAAAAGUUGGCAAAGGCACGAACAGAAAUUAGAAGACAUUACAUACCAGUUCCACCUGUCAGAAAAACAACAAAAGUUAAAGCAAAGACUGUUUCAAAAACUAAAGAUAAUGGUUCCAAAACUCAUCAAAGCAUACCCACUGAUCAAAACAAUGGUAAUGACAUUAAAGUAGGAGGGGAGACAACUCAGGAUCAAGCUCAAAAUGCAGGGGAAGCAAAGGCAUGUGGACCAUGUGCAGUACAGGAAGAGAGUGGAGCAUGUGCAGUACAGGAAGAUUUAGAAGUAUUAGGAGCUGGUGUUCAAAUGGAGGCAGCAGCAAUUGACGAACUGGUCUAUAAUGUUGAGCUAGCUGAAGCAUUAGAUUUUACAGAUGUAAUAAUCCCAAUACUACAUUUUACUUUUCAUAGUAGUUAACAAUUGUUUUUAUCAGCCAUUAUUUUAUAUGCAGAUUUUAAAAUGAUUUUUUUAGAGGUUGUGAAAGUCAAUUUUUUCUUGAUAUGUUUUCACCAUUUAAGUUUCCAUCACCUAUGUUGAGAUUGGGGAUUACUGUUUGGAAAUCAUUUUACACAGAUGAAGAAAAAACAUAUUGAGCACAUCAUUUGAAUAUUUUAUACAUCUUUUGGAAAAUUUAGAAGUAAUGUAUAUCUUAAGGCUUAUUUGGUCCAAAAUAUUUACUGAUAAUAAUAAACAUGUUUAGCACCCUUUUAAAUCACUAUUAAUUUUAAACUUCAGAAUUAAAAUUUUCUAAUAAUGUAAGCAUUAACAGAGGUGUAAUUAAACAAGUUAACUGUGACAUCCGAAGGUGAAUUGAUAAAGAUGAUUUGUCAGUCUUUUGUAGCAAAAUGGGCUAAUCCUAAAUGAUUUUUAAGCCAGCAAAUAAAUGAACAUAAAAUACAGUUCCAUUUUGAAUGUCUCUUUAGGCAAGGAAUGUGCAUUAUAUUAUUCUUACAAUGUUUGAGAAACAGUGAAGAUUUUGUGUAAUUUCUACAUUAAAUUGUCAUUGCAAUACCAUGUAACACUUAUCCAUUUAAGGGAAAUAUUUAAAACCCAAACUGCAAAGUUUUUAUAGUCAAUAGUUUAUUCCUUAAUUGUGCAAACUGGAGAAUUUUUAAAUAAAUCUGAUUUUAGGACCCCAAAUCAUUUGUUUUUUCAUUAGCUCUCAGAAUAAAAUAUAGUUAGUAUAUUCAGUGCUUAAAUGACUUCAAAGUGUUUCUAUUGCAAGAAUAAGAUGCACUUUCUCACAAUAAUUGUAACUCUUGCAUCUUUUUAUAAGUCUAUCAUCAUUAAAAUUAACAAUCCAACAUUUUUUUUUUGUAAUUCUUAAGACUUUAUUUGAACUGAAAAGCAAAUUUGAUGUUUUUUGUACAACUUGUAGACCUUUACCAUUUACAAAAACAAGUAUUUCAGAACUGUAUUAUAUAUUUUGUAAUAGAUAAAUAUUGGUUGUAGAAGAUGAACAUUCAAAUUUAUGCAUACAUUAAAAGCUGAGUUUUACAUUAUUUGUACUAAUGGAUUAACUAUCCAACAGAACAUUUGUAUAUUUUGUGUUCUUGAUUUUUAGGUCACAAUAUUUGUAUUUUACUUUAGAACAAAGUAAUUUAGGCCAUCCUAAAUAGCUGUUCUGUUUUCUAAGCUUCCAACCUAACCACUCACUUUUGGAAUUGAUAGUUUAUCUUAUUUUUUCCAAGGGCCAACCUGUCAGAGCUUUUCUUGUAACUUUCUGUACAUUUUCUUCUUUCUGUAUAUUUCCUUCUCUGAAACUGGUUAUUCAGCAGUGGAGUAUCUCUACCAGUAAGGAUAAAAUAAUUGGAAAAACUUUUGAUCCCAAACAGGAUAUAAAAAUGUAUUUAGCAGAUAGGGAUCUUUUCAAAAACCAAUGUAUUACUUCAUCUGCUACUUAUUAGAAUUAAUUCACUCAUUCAAAAGCUAGCAACAUUUUUGCUUUUUUGGGGGGGCGAGGGGGGGAGUUGAUAAAUAUCAGAGGUUUGAGGUUGAAAAUAAUAAUGAACUGCUGAACCUAACCCCUUGACUUAUUUAGAUACCGUUCAUGAGAUAUAGAAGCUCUGUGCAAAUAUAUUUGUGAUUACUGUUAAUUUUCACCCAAAUUUGAGAAAAUUUUGAAGGCAUUUGUUUAUGUUAUUCAUAGAUGUUUAUGUUGCUAGUCAAGUGUUACAAACACCUAAGAACUUUUUAAAGGUCAGAUACCUCUUUUAUUUGUGCCACUAUGGAAAUACAUGUAAAAAUUUAUCUUGUAAAGAUACGAAAUGAUAAAAAGAAUGGCCUAUCCACAUCUAAAUAACAGAAUAUUUAUUUUGGAUCGGUUAAUAGAUUAUUAUUAUAUUAAUUUAAUUUACAAUUUAGUCAUUGUCUGUGAUAGUUCUGUUCAUUUUUUUACUUCUAUUUUGUUUUUUAAUAAAACAUAUUUUUUCACAGGGAA